AAGUCAGGAGUAAGCUUUUUAACAUAGUCUUCUUCGGGGGCGCCUUUUCCAACAAUGGGCUGUUGACAUGUAUAUUAAGAUUGAGACUAUGCGGCUUGACUGGUACUCAAAGCCGGAAAAUCAGAAGGUCAUCCGCGCUGACCUCUACCAGGGUCUUGUUGACACCGUCGUUGCCGGUGAGUCACGCGGUGAUCGAAUUGGCAAAAGAAUCGUGCUUCCACGGACAUUUCCUGGUGGUGAUCGUGACAUGCAGCGGAGGUUCUUGGAUGCUAUGGGAAUAGUGCAGCGGUCGGGUAAACCGGAUUAUUUUAUCACAAUGACUUGCAAUCCAUAUUGGGAGGAGAUAACCGAGGAACUGUUGCCUGGACAAAUGCCGCAUGACCGUCCAGACCUGGUGGCAAGAGUAUACAGUGCUAAACAGCGAGAUAUGAUGGACUUACUAACUAAGGGGAAGCAUUUCGGAGAAGUCGCAACCUAUGUACAUGUCACCGAGUUUCAAAAGCGAGGUCUCCCGCAUGAGCAUAUACUUCUAAUCAUGAAAGCAAAAAAGAAAGUUAGCGACACCAGAUGA
This is a messenger RNA of Hordeum vulgare subsp. vulgare (domesticated barley), 571 nucleotides long. RefSeq lists its product as uncharacterized. Bases 68 to 571 code for a protein of 167 amino acids. The record is from RefSeq and is a predicted model, not a curated record. The transcript is spliced from 2 exons. Lineage: Eukaryota; Viridiplantae; Streptophyta; Magnoliopsida; Poales; Poaceae.